Messenger RNA from Folsomia candida, 1352 nucleotides. RefSeq lists its product as uncharacterized. The record is from RefSeq and is a predicted model, not a curated record. Lineage: Eukaryota; Metazoa; Arthropoda; Collembola; Entomobryomorpha; Isotomidae. The coding region runs from base 142 to 888 and encodes 248 amino acids. The transcript is spliced from 4 exons.
CUAUGUAAUCUUAAUCUUAAUCUCUGAUUCGGGGAUUUUUAAUCUUGAAACUCAUUAAUUUCCCAGCUCUGGUUAGAAGGUUGUCGUGAUUCCUUAAAAAAGUUCACCUUAGGUUUUCAUGGGCGUCUUUGGAGUGAUCCAAUGAAGCUUGAUUUUCACUUCCCGAAUCUCACCCACUUGAAAAUGGAUGCUUCCACGGCGUAUCAAAUUGAAGACUCGCUGAGCAUGACCAACCUUCCAAAACUGACCCAUCUCUCGAUCUCUUCUUCCACCAACAUAUCCGAAAUGAUUGAAAAUUAUCAUACGCCCCACGCCGGGAUUACAUCGCUCCACGUGGCAGGCACGUUUAAUCCUGAAGAUGGCAACUACGCUGUCGUCAAACUGGUUAACCUUUUCCCAGCCGUGACCGAAUUCAAGUUGAACGUGGCGAUUGAAUUUAUAGAGUAUGCAUAUUCUGGCGAAUACAUCGGCAGGAAGGACGUCCAGACCCAAAACAUUUUGCCUUUGAAGGAAACCUUGCAAUCCUUGGGUGGCUGGGAGUUGACAUGCGGAGGAGACGUGGAGGUCAAGUUUGAAUAUGUUGUGAGGGGUUAUUCAUUUGAAGAGCUGGAUGCCGUCGGGACUGCUGUGUUACAAGGAGCCGCAGAAUGGAAAGGCCUGGGGAACACAUGUCUCAAAUUUGUCGUUACUUGGGUGGGCGAAACGUACAAACUGUUGGAUGGGAUGCGUGAUGCUCUUCUGUCUUGUGGAUCCAUUCGUCGAGUGACUUGGGAGGGAUUUGAGAUGGACGAGCAGGAUUCGAUCGAGCUUAAUUCAUUCAUUGGAGAAAAUAAUGUGCCAGUGAGCGUCCCAGAUCCUGGUUGGUUGAACGAUUUGUGGACUGAUUAGGCGGUUAAAUUAAUUAUAUAAUAAAUACAUGUAUUCACUAGUAAUAUAUUUAUGUACCAAUUUUUUAAUCGUUCUGCUCUAAGUAUUACGUAAGGGCUGUGCAUACAUAACUAACGAGGCACAUUUUCAGAAAAAGUUGCAAGGACGGAAGCUAUAUACAAUUUAACUAAAAUUAGAAAGAAUCGAUACUUAUGAAGCAUGAAAUAUUUACAUAUGUAUGCCAAAAUUAUUUUUGAAAACAUGAAUUUAUUACAAUGAAAUAUAUUGUAUACGUUUGUAAUUUUACGUUCGUGUGUUAUUAUCAGAGUGCGGUAAUAUAUUUGUCUUUGAUUCCUACAUUUAUGUUUGUGGGUGUGUUCCUUAGAUGUAUCUUAAAUGUAAAUCAAUUCCAAAAUGCUUACCGACAUAUUCAUAAAUGCAUUUGUUUCGUAACUGUUUCCGCUAUUUUGUGAAAAGUAAAUAUG